This is a messenger RNA of Fomitiporia mediterranea MF3/22, 1634 nucleotides long. RefSeq names its product DEAD-domain-containing protein. The transcript is spliced from 6 exons. Gene Ontology annotation, cellular component: nucleolus. Gene Ontology annotation, biological process: maturation of LSU-rRNA from tricistronic rRNA transcript (SSU-rRNA, 5.8S rRNA, LSU-rRNA). The coding region runs from base 12 to 1634 and encodes 540 amino acids. Gene Ontology annotation, molecular function: ATP binding; nucleic acid binding; RNA helicase activity. Lineage: Eukaryota; Fungi; Basidiomycota; Agaricomycetes; Hymenochaetales; Hymenochaetaceae. The record is from RefSeq and is a predicted model, not a curated record.
GAACCGUCAGCAUGGCCGUGGAGGUGAGUACUAGCGCUUCGCCCACGCCGGCUCAACCGGAGCGACAACCAUUCUCAUCACUGGAGCUGUCCGAGCCUACGACGAAGGCAAUUGCGGAAAUGGGAUUUACGACGAUGACGCCUGUACAGGCUAAAGCGAUACCUCCUUUACUUGCAGGGAAGGACGUGCUUGGCGCUGCGAGGACUGGUUCGGGGAAGACACUUGCGUUCCUCGUGCCUGCUGUUGAGCUGUUGCAUAGGUUGAAGUUCAAGCCAAGGAACGGCACAGGCAUUAUCAUACUCUCACCAACACGGGAACUCGCACUGCAAAUAUUCGGCGUCGCAAAAGAACUCAUGGCGUACCAUUCUCAGACAUUCGGUAUUGUCAUCGGUGGAGCGAAUCGAAAGGCUGAGGCAGAGAAGCUUGUGAAGGGUGUGAACUUGGUUGUUGCGACUCCUGGAAGACUGCUUGAUCAUUUGGAGAAUACGAAAGGAUUUGUGUUCCGAAACUUGAAGGCUUUGGUUAUUGAUGAGGCGGACCGGAUCCUUGAGAUUGGAUUUGAAGAGGAGAUGAAGAAGAUUAUUAGCAUUUUACCGAAUGAAAAUCGACAGUCCAUGCUCUUUUCUGCGACGCAGACCACAAAAGUCCAGGACCUUGCUCGAAUAUCGCUUCGUCCCGGUCCUUUACAUAUUGACGUCGACAAGGAAGAAGAGACGAGCACUGUGUCUACGUUAUCGCAGGGCUAUGUCGUUUGCCCUUCUGAUAGGCGGUUCCUACUGCUAUUCACGUUCCUCAAGAAGAACCUCAAGAAGAAGGUUAUUGUGUUCUUCUCGAGUUGUAACUCAGUCAAAUAUCAUGCGGAACUCCUGAACUACAUUGAUGUACCAGUGUUGGAUCUUCAUGGUAAACAAAAACAACAGAAGCGCACAAACACGUUCUUCGAAUUUUGCAAUGCCACUUCCGGUAUCUUGCUCUGUACCGACGUCGGCGCACGAGGUCUUGAUAUUCCGAAGGUUGACUGGAUCAUUCAGUUUGACCCGCCUGAUGAUCCUCGUGAUUACAUCCAUCGCGUCGGUCGGACGGCUAGAGCGGGAAAGGCAGGGAAGAGUUUGCUGUUCUUGUUGGAAAGUGAACUUGGGUUCUUGCGAUACCUGAAGGAAGCGAAAGUGCCCUUGAACGAGUUUACGUUCCCUGCUGAGCGGAUAGCUAACGUCCAGAGUCAGCUCGAAAAACUUUUGCAAAAGAACUACUUCCUUCACCAAUCUGCUCGCGACGGAUAUCGGUCGUACCUGCAGUCGUAUGCAUCACAUUCACUCAAGAAGAUAUUUGAUGUGAAUGCUCUAGACCUUGUGAAAGUCGGACGAGCAUUCGGCUUCUCUGUACCCCCUCGAGUCAAUAUUACCGUCGGAGGUGGUAAGAGCGGAAACAAAUCGAGCAGGAAACGAAGCAGAGGCGAGGAUGAUGAAGACGAGGAUGAGAAUGAAUGGGAGGACGAGGAUGGUGCGGAAGAGUAUCCAGGGGGCGAUAGGAGACAGGGCAAGGCACGGAGAGUAGAGACUAUGGGCAGGAAGAAAGUGCAGAAGGAGGUGUUUAAGAAGAGUAGGGAGCGGAAAGCUGGGAAUUGGAGUCGAUAG